AUGUCCUCAGACCAGAAACGCAUAGUCGACGACAUCUUUGGUGACGACGAUGACGACGACAAUCAGAGCCAGGACGAAGAUCGCCCAAACACAGGAGACAAGGGCGACGGAGCAGCAGAAGGACAGGAGAACGGCGCCGAUGGCACUGAUGGAGAUGCUGCGGGAGAAGGAGAACUGGGAGGAGGAGCAGAUGAGGAGGACGACGAUAUUCAACUCCCAAGCUUCAAGAAGCGUCAUGCCGAUGGAGAGUCACCCACCCCCGAGCCCAAGAAGAAGAAGAAAUUGGCAAAGAAGUCAAAGCCUUCGGCCGAUGGAUCAGGAGCAAUUGGACCAGAUGGCGCAGAGCUGCCACUUGACCCUAUGCAGGAAAAGAUGUCAAAGUUGGACAGGGAUUUUGAUCUUGCUAUCAAGAGCGGCAAGUCUACCAGCCGCAGACGCAAAAAGGACGACGAAGAUAUUGACACGGAGCUGGAUGAGAGCGCAGCACGAUUUGUGGCAAAGAUGCAGGAGGCGGCCUUUGCAGACAUUGAUGCAAAGUUGAACCAUCAGGCCGCUCUUGCGAAAGUCAGGAUGCUGGAAAACGUCAAAGCCCAGCUCAACAAGUCUCAUGUGCACAACACCUUUUUGGAUAAUGGAAUUCUGGAAUCAAUGAAGCUGUGGCUGGAACCCCUUCAGGAUGCCUCCUUGCCAAGUUUGGACAUUAUUCAGGACUUUUUGGACAUCCUCGACAUUCUUCCAAUUCAGACACACCACCUUUCUACCAGUGGAGUCGGUCGCGUCGUGUACUUUUACACAAAGGUCGAUGAUUCCCGUGUGACACCAUCUAUCAAGCGCAAGGCCCAUGUCCUUGUCGACAAGUGGAGCAGACCUAUUGUCAAGCUGAGUCAGGAUUACAGGACCAAGAAGAUCGACUACGCGGAGGGCGACCAUCAAUCAACAGGCCAACGUCGGCGUUACGACAACUCCUCAGCCGCCGCCGCUUCUGCCGAGUAA
Molecule: messenger RNA, 993 nt
Organism: Linnemannia hyalina
Lineage: Eukaryota; Fungi; Mortierellomycota; Mortierellomycetes; Mortierellales; Mortierellaceae
Source: the annotation of a GenBank genome assembly